AUGGCUUCUCUCUCUUGCUCAGCCAACGACCUUGCCCCACUUCUCACCACCACCGCAAACGCAACCGCCGUUGCACACUACCUCUGCACCCAAUUCAAUGCAAUCUCAAAAAAACUCACCGACACAACCUACGCAGUAGACAACACCUACCUUCUCUUCUCAGCUUAUUUAGUCUUCGCCAUGCAGCUAGGUUUCGCCAUGCUCUGCGCCGGUUCCGUUCGAGCCAAGAACACCAUGAACAUCAUGCUCACCAACGUCCUCGACGCCGCCGCAGGCGGGCUCUCGUAUUACCUCUUUGGCUUCGCUUUCGCCUUCGGAGCACCUUCCAACGGCUUCAUCGGCCGUCAUUUUUUCGGUCUAAGUGAUUACCCUUCUCACUAUGGUGACUACAGUUUCUUCCUCUACCAAUGGGCAUUCGCCAUCGCCGCCGCGGGAAUCACCAGUGGCUCCAUUGCAGAGAGAACACAGUUCGUUGCUUAUCUCAUAUACUCUUCUUUCUUAACCGGUUUUGUUUAUCCCAUUGUUUCGCAUUGGGUUUGGUCUUCUGAUGGUUGGGCCAGCUCAACCCGAACCGAUGGCAAUGUUUUAUUCGGGUCCGGCGUCAUCGACUUUGCCGGUUCAGGAGUGGUUCAUAUGGUUGGUGGUAUAGCAGGGUUAUGGGGAGCAUUUAUAGAAGGUCCAAGAAUCGGCCGGUUCGAUCGAACCGGUCGCUCUGUUGCUUUAAAAGGACACAGCGCGUCUUUGGUAGUGUUAGGUUCGUUUUUAUUAUGGUUUGGUUGGUAUGGGUUUAACCCCGGUUCGUUUUUAACCAUUGUAAAAAACUACGGGAAUAACGGAAGGGAUUAUUAUGGUCAAUGGAGUGCUAUUGGAAGGACAGGUGUCACAACGACAUUGGCUGGUUGCACUGCGGCUUUAACGACUCUGUUUAGUAAACGGUUAUUAGAUGGACACUGGAACGUGAUUGACGUGUGUAACGGUUUACUCGGCGGUUUCGCCGCGAUAACCUCGGGUUGUUCGGUUGUUGAACCGUGGGCGGCGAUUGUGUGUGGGUUUGUUGCGGCGUGGGUUUUGAUCGGGCUUAAUAAAUUGGCGGUUAAGGUGAAGUAUGAUGAUCCGUUGGAGGCGGCACAGUUGCAUGGAGGGUGUGGCGCGUGGGGAGUGUUGUUUACAGGGUUGUUUGCGAAGAGGGAGUAUGUUGAGGAGAUUUAUGGGAUUGGGAGGCCGUGUGGAUUGUUAAUGGGUGGUGGAGGGAGAUUGUUUGCGGCGCAGAUGGUUGAGGUGGUGGUGGUGUGUGGGUGGGUUACGGUGACGAUGGCGCCGUUGUUUUAUGGAUUGAAUAAGAUGAAGUUGUUGAGGGUGUCGAGAGAUGAGGAGAGUGCGGGGAUGGAUUUGAGUAGACAUGGUGGAUUUGCUUAUGCGUAUCAUGAUGAGGGGGAUGAUGAGUCGGUUAGGACAUUAGGGUUUAUGAUGGGUAGAAUUGAGCCUGCCGGUAGUGUUUCUCCCUCCGCCGGCGAAAUGACAAACACCGCACCAUCAAUGUGA
Messenger RNA from Vicia faba (fava bean), 1542 nucleotides. The record is from the annotation of a GenBank genome assembly. Lineage: Eukaryota; Viridiplantae; Streptophyta; Magnoliopsida; Fabales; Fabaceae.